UUAUAAAUUGUUAAAAAUAGAUUUGUUCAUAUUAAGUUCGUGUAAACAUUUUCCAUGUAAUAUUUUUGGCUUUUCGUGCGGGGCUGUACACUCCGUUUGGAUAAGCCCAAAUUUAUAUUCAUUUAGAUGAUGUCUGGCGAAACUAAAACGGUAAUAAAGGGAAAUUCAUCCAAAUAUGUAAAGUUGAAUGUUGGAGGGUCCCUCCACUAUACAACGAUUGGGACCCUCACCAAACAAGACACAAUGUUGAGGGCCAUGUUCAGCGGCAGAAUGGAGGUCCUAACAGACUCUGAAGGUUGGAUAUUGAUCGACAGGAAUGGUCGUCACUUUGGCCCAAUUCUAAAUUUUCUACGAGAUGGCUCGAUACCCCUUCCCGAGACUAGGAGAGAGCUGCAAGAGCUUUUACAAGAGGCAAAGUAUUACCUGGUACAGGAUCUUGUAAAUCUUGUUGAAGCAGCCCUUAGCAAUCUGGACAAGAGUGUGGAACCAGUUUGCAAAGUACCACUAAUUACUUCCCAUCGUGAGGAGCAGCAUCUCAUUUCAUCUACACAAAAGCCUGUGGUGAAGUUGAUAUGCAAUCGCCACAACAAUAAGUAUUCUUACACAAGCAACUCUGAUGACAACUUGUUGAAAAAUUUGGAGUUAUUUGAUAAGCUUUCCUUGAGGUUCAACAGGAGGGUCCUGUUCAUAAAAGAUGUGAUUGGCAGCAAUGAGAUCUGCUGCUGGUCAUUUUUUGGGCACGGAUCAAAGAUUUCAGAAGUUUGUUGUACUUCCAUUGUCUAUGGAACAGAUAAGAAGCACACAAAGGUUGAGUUUCCUGAGGCAAGGAUAUUUGAGGAAACCCUAAAUGUUCUGUUGUACGAAAACCGGACGGGACCGGACGAUGAUCUGAUGCAGGCCACCAGGAAAGGAACGGUAACCGGCCAUGGUUACCAUAGUGACGAUGAUGCUGACGAAAAACUGGACAGAGAGGUCCGAAUGAGAAGAAAAUAGGUCAACCCAGAAUAUAGAAUGGUUAUUCACACAUUUCAAUCUUUCUGAAAAGAUUUUCUUUUAAAUGUCAUCAAAACAGGAGGAAAACUUUACAGGAAUACAUGUAUUCCUUUUUGUAGGAGUUCACUUAUUUAAAUUGAAACUUUUUUUUGGGAAACUGAAAAGCAGAUUGGUACUGAUGUUUUUUAGCAUAUAUAUAAAUGUAGCUCUUUGUUAAACUUGUUCAGACUGUUUUCCCUGGCUUUAGGCAAAAAUUGCUUUUUAUGUUUCACAAACAAUGAAAUCAUGAAUAUUUGAAGAACUUCAUGGAACUUGUUCAAGACUGAACUAUGAUUUCAGUUCUUAUACAUGAACCAGUAUAUCUUGAACUGUAACAUUUAGAACACCUUCAUAAAAAAGACAUUUUUUCUGAAACAGAAAUAAAAUGGAAAAUCAGAAAUUUAUUUAUAAAUGUACAUUGUGAAUUUUUUUUUUUUGUUAGUAACAAAGAAGUUGGAGUUGUUUUUAUUAUUUAUCGACUCUCUUGAAUGACCUUUAGUCUCCUCCUUGAGAGAUAUAACACAACAUAUUUAUAAAUGCACGGAAACUGUAAAGUUAGUUUGGUGUAUUGAACUAUGUAGAUCGUAUGUUGAGCUGUUGACCAAUGUUAAAAAUGCUGUGCAGUUCCUCUUCAACAGACAAACAAGAUCCUUAAUUCAAAGUAUUAUCCUUAAACUAGUAACUGUUUUAGAAAUGAAUAAAUCUGCUACCUAGGUCUUUGUUGUGAUGUUUGCAUGGUGACCAUGCAGCUUUUGUUUACUCCAUGUUGGAGAAUAAAAUGUUGAAAAAACAAA
Magallana angulata is the source of this 1826-nucleotide messenger RNA. Its product is annotated as BTB/POZ domain-containing adapter for CUL3-mediated RhoA degradation protein 3-like. Gene Ontology annotation, molecular function: protein binding. The transcript is spliced from 5 exons. NCBI's taxonomy places the organism in Eukaryota, Metazoa, Mollusca, Bivalvia, Ostreida, Ostreidae. The coding region runs from base 127 to 993 and encodes 288 amino acids. The record is from RefSeq and is a predicted model, not a curated record. Gene Ontology annotation, biological process: protein homooligomerization.